Messenger RNA from Ipomoea nil (Japanese morning glory), 971 nucleotides. Its product is annotated as eukaryotic translation initiation factor NCBP. The record is from RefSeq and is a predicted model, not a curated record. Lineage: Eukaryota; Viridiplantae; Streptophyta; Magnoliopsida; Solanales; Convolvulaceae. Gene Ontology annotation, cellular component: cytoplasm; eukaryotic translation initiation factor 4F complex. Bases 88 to 762 code for a protein of 224 amino acids. The transcript is spliced from 6 exons. Gene Ontology annotation, molecular function: translation initiation factor activity; RNA 7-methylguanosine cap binding. Gene Ontology annotation, biological process: translational initiation.
GUCUUUCUCGCCUCGCCAUUUCGGAACAUCAUCCGCUGAAAGAGAACACAGCUAGGGCUUGAAGUCCUCCAUAACUGAGAUAGCCUAAUGGAAGAAGCGAUAGCAGAGAAGAAAGAAACUGAGAGCAGAACCGUCGACAACACUCAGCCGCCGACCUCUCUGACGGAGAGAGAAGCCGAAGAUCGCGAGCGCAUCGCCCAAGAUCUCAAAGCCGGCCUUCAUCCUCUCAAGAACAAAUAUGUGUUUUGGUAUACUCGCCGGACUCCAGGACUUCGCACACAAACAUCAUAUGAGGACAACAUAAAGAAAAUAAUGGAUUUCAGUACAGUUGAAGGUUUUUGGGUCUGCUACUGCCAUUUGGCUCGUCCCUCAACAUUGCCAUGCCCAACUGAUUUGCAUCUUUUCAAAGAGGGAAUUCGUCCUUUGUGGGAGGAUGCUGCCAAUUGUAAUGGUGGCAAGUGGAUAAUUCGAUUCAAAAAAGCUGUAUCUGGUCGCUUUUGGGAGGACUUGGUUCUGGCAUUGGUGGGCGAUCAACUUGAUUAUGGUGACAACAUAUGCGGUGCAGUCCUAAGCGUUCGAUUCAAUGAGGAUAUAUUAAGUGUGUGGAACCGCAAUGCAUCAGACCAUCAGGCUGUAAUGGCACUCAGAGACUCAAUCAAGCGGCACUUGAAGCUACCUAGUGGCUAUGUCAUGGAAUACAAGCCUCACGACGCUUCUCUGCGUGACAACUCAUCAUAUCGGAACACUUGGUUGAGAGGCUAAAAGUACAUGUUUCUGUCCUGAAAUGCAAGACCGGGACUUAAAAGGCGAUGAUUUUGUUGGUCUGUGUACGGAUCAUGACCAUAAACAACCAUGGAGAUCUUAUUUCCUCAGAGAAAAGGGCAAAAGUCAAAGGACACUUUGGUGCUUUGUAUUUCAAAACUCCAUGUAUUAAAACACACUUAUCUCUAAAAUUUUAGUGUUGGGAUCAA